Messenger RNA from Ziziphus jujuba (common jujube), 1948 nucleotides. Its product is annotated as heat stress transcription factor A-5. The record is from RefSeq and is a predicted model, not a curated record. Lineage: Eukaryota; Viridiplantae; Streptophyta; Magnoliopsida; Rosales; Rhamnaceae. The coding region runs from base 169 to 1581 and encodes 470 amino acids. The transcript has 2 exons. Gene Ontology annotation, biological process: regulation of transcription by RNA polymerase II. Gene Ontology annotation, molecular function: DNA-binding transcription factor activity; RNA polymerase II cis-regulatory region sequence-specific DNA binding. Gene Ontology annotation, cellular component: nucleus.
GAACCUCAAAUGCUUUUUUACUGAUUUUAGACGCUUUCUUUCUCUCUAAUUUCCCCUUCUCCUUCAGUCUCUCUAUCUCUUUUUUCGGUCUUCGGUUUUCUUCUCCGAUAUUUUCGCGGACCCGAAAUUCACGACCCGAACCCGAGUCUCUACUCCAAAAACCCCCAAAUGGAUGGGGCUCAGGCUGCAGGCUCCGGCAGCAGCGGCGGUCCGGCGCCGUUCCUUUUGAAGACCUACGACAUGGUCGACGACUCGUCAACGGACGAGAUCGUAUCCUGGAGCUCCGUCAAGACCAGCUUCGUCGUUUGGAAUCCACCUGAGUUCGCUCGCCUUCUUCUUCCAACAUUUUUCAAGCACAACAACUUCUCUAGCUUCAUUCGCCAGCUCAAUACCUACGGAUUUCGAAAGAUUGAUCCUGAGAGAUGGGAAUUUGCUAAUGAAGAUUUUAUAAAAGAUCAAAAGCACCUUCUUAAGAAUAUCCAUCGGAGAAAACCUAUUCAUAGCCACAGUCAUCCACCAGGUACUCUUGUUGAUCCUGAAAGAGCAGCUCUUGAUGAUGAAAUAGAGAAGCUUUCACGUGAAAAAGCUGCUCUUGAGUCUAAUGUUUCAAGUUUUCAACAGCAGCGUUCUGCUGCAAAACUUCAGCUGGGAGACAUGCUGCAGCGGGUCAGUGAAAUGGAGAGAAGGCAGGAAUCUUUGCUAAAUUUCUUAGAAAAGGCAGUUCAGAACCCCAUAUUUGUUGAACGUCUUGCUCGAAAAAUUGAAGCCAUGGAUUUUACAGCAUAUAAUAAGAAAAGGCGAUUACCUGAAGUUGAUCAUCCGCAGCCAGUUUUAGAGAAUAAUUUUGUGGACAACCAUAUUAGUUCCAGAGCUGAGUUUGGAAAUAUUUUCCACCAAGACUUUUCUAGUAAGCUGAGAUUAGAAUUGUCACCAGCUGUUUCGGACAUUAACUUGGUUUCACAUAGCACCCAGAGUUCCAAUGAAGAUGGGGAAAGUCCACAUAGGAAAGUAUCUGAAGGCGAAUUUAGAGGUGCACAAAGAACAGAGGGACUAUUCUUUCCAGCUGAAGCGUUAGAGCUUUCAGAUACAGGAACGUCUUUUGCAUUUAAAAUGGAUUCAUCUUUGUCGCGAAAAUCAUCAACCAAUGGAAGGCCUGGACUGCAGUUGUCGCAGCCAAAUUUGCCUGCUAAUGAAGAAGGAGAGGGUCGCAUUUCCUGCCACUUAAAUCUAACUCUGGCUUCUACUCCAUUGCAAUUCAACAACAGUCCUUACUCAGCUAGAAUGCCCCAACAAGGACAUGAAACAAGCGAACCCCAGGAGUUGAACAAAAAUAUGCAUGAAGAGGAAAAAUUGUUGUCUUCCUCCCAAGAGGCUGCAAAAACCAAUCAAGAGCCUGUAGCUGCUCCUGUAAAAGUAAAUGAUGUGUUCUGGGAACAGUUUCUAACUGAAAGACCAGGCUGUUCGGAGAAUGAAGAAGCAAGUUCUAAUUAUAGAGCAAACUCAUACGAUGAGCAAGAUGACCGAAAGUUAGGCCAUGGAAUAUCCAGAAAUGUGAAGAAUGUGGAACAGCUUUCACUUUGAGCACAAGGAUGGGGUGAUGAAGGCUUCCUUAGUUCUUCAGCCAUUGUGUAAGAUUUACAUUUAUAAGAUAUUUUUAGUAUAUUUUAUUAUUGCAACCUAUAAAUUGGUUUGGAAAAUAAUGCCUAGAUGCCAAUUAUGCCGUAAGUUGGUUCUUACUGGUUCUGGUUCAUGGUUAACUGAGAGCCACCUGUUUUCGGAGAGUGUAUUGGCAGCGUGUCAUUUAACACGGAAACUGUACUAAUGGACAGUUAUAUGUAUCAUGUAGAUUUUAUAGUUAGAUUAUGGUCAAUUCGUCUGACACGUUUUUGUAUUUACAUCUACAUUUUUGGAAAGAUGUACUUUUACGCAUUGCAAGUUCUUCUCUUUA